This is a messenger RNA of Knipowitschia caucasica, 1236 nucleotides long. The record is from the annotation of a GenBank genome assembly. NCBI's taxonomy places the organism in Eukaryota, Metazoa, Chordata, Actinopteri, Gobiiformes, Gobiidae.
AUGUUUGUGGACGCGUCAGAGCGGCUCAGAGCGGCUCAGAGCGGCUCAGAGCGGCCUCACGUCUCGUUACGUCUUUUUAAAUCACAGCAAAGAUUCUCGGUGCAGCGGUGUGCGCGGUGCCACUUGGGCAUCUCGGCGUCAGAGAUGGUGAUGCGAGCGCGGGAGCUGGUGUUCCACCUGAACUGCUUCAGCUGCAGCAGCUGCAGUAAGAUGCUAACGACCGGAGACCACUUUGGGAUGAAGGACAGUCUGGUUUACUGCCGCCUGCACUUUGAGACGCUGCUCCAGGGAGACUUCCACUUCAGCCACGACGUGGGGCCACACAAGGGCCUGGGCCCCAACAACGCCCUGGGACUGUCCUACUUCAACGGAGUCAGCUCCGUACAGAAGGGCCGGCCCCGCAAACGCAAGAGCCCGGGGCCCGGGGCCGAGCUGGCGGCCUACAAUGCAGCCCUCAGUUGUAAUGAGAACGACGGGGACUCUCUGGACCGUGAGUCCCAGUACAGCUCCAGUCAGAAAACCAAACGGAUGCGCACCUCCUUCAAACACCAUCAACUCCGCACCAUGAAGUCCUACUUCGCCAUCAACCAUAACCCGGACGCCAAGGACCUGAAGCAGCUGGCUCAGAAGACCGGCCUGACCAAGAGGGUCCUGCAGGUGAGGCCGGGGUCUGGGGGGUCUGGGGGGGAGGGAGGAGAGGGAGGAGAGGGAGGAGAGGGAGGAGAGGGAGAGGGAGGAGAGCGAGAGGGAGGAGAGGGAGAGGGAGGAGAGGGAGCAGAAGGAGAGGGAGGAGAGGGAGGAGAGGGAGCAGAAGGAGAGGGAGGAGAGGAGAGGGAGGAGAGGGAGGAGAGGGAGGAGGAAGGAGGGAGGAGAGGGAGGAGAGGGAGGAGAGGGAGGGAGGAGAGGGAGGGAGGAGAGGGGGGGAGGAGAGGGAGGGAGGAGAGGGGGAGAGGGGGGGAGGAGAGGGAGGGAGGAGAGGGAGGAGAGGGAGGGAGGAGAGGGAGGGAGGAGAGGGAGGGAGGAGAGGGAGGGAGGAGGAGAGGGAGGAGAGGGGGGAGGGAGGGAGAGAGGGAGGAGAGGGAGGGAGGAGGGGAGGGAGGAGAGGGAGGAGAGGAGGGAGGGAGGAGAGGGAGGGAGGAGAGGGAGGAGAGGAGGGAGGAGAGGGAGGAGAGGGAGGGAGGAGAGGGAGGGGAGCGAGGGGAGGGAGGGGAGCGAGGAGAGGGAGAGGAUACAUAG